This is a messenger RNA of Colletotrichum destructivum, 2038 nucleotides long. Its product is annotated as Putative major facilitator superfamily, MFS transporter superfamily. The record is from RefSeq and is a predicted model, not a curated record. Gene Ontology annotation, molecular function: transmembrane transporter activity. The coding region runs from base 1 to 2037 and encodes 678 amino acids. The transcript is spliced from 4 exons. NCBI's taxonomy places the organism in Eukaryota, Fungi, Ascomycota, Sordariomycetes, Glomerellales, Glomerellaceae. Gene Ontology annotation, biological process: transmembrane transport. Gene Ontology annotation, cellular component: membrane.
AUGAGCAGCGCGAAUAGCUCAGUAUCAUCGAGCCCCAUUCACACCCCGACAACAGCACGUGAAUCACGAAGCGCCAACGAGGCACUACAGAGGGUGGCAAAUGUUAUGAUAGCGGUGACGGAAUCUUGCAGACAGCAGUUUCGAGAACAAUAUGCAAAUGACGAUGAAUCUUUUGGGCGCAAUGGGCGGAGGGACUCGGCCUCUCAAGUUUCGACUCCAGAUCUAGUCUCUCCCACUACAGUCGACGACAACGACAACUACGAAGCCAAACGCCAGACCAACCAUCUUGUAUCCAGUCCGCGACUCAAUCUAUCGACCUGGGAUUCUAACCAAGCACCAAAGAUCCAUGUAUUGCCUGUGAUGCUUACGCUUCCUCGCAAUCCGACCGUUCCUCAGCUCCGGCGGCUCUCGUACCGGUACCUCCCCAUCGCGCAGACCCGGACUCCAAACACAUCAAACCUUCACAGAGAUGUUCGCAUUUCACAGCCAGGGCUCGCGACCCAUCCGAGAAAUCAGAUGAACGACUUUGCGUCACAUAGAAGAUUAGCCCCUGGAGGGCUUGAGCACACAUUAGAGUACCCCGACCUGUUUGAAGCAGCUCGGAGGAUUGUGUUCACCCGGCGAGUGAAGCACUCCGUAGAGGCAACAUUGUCAAGAAUGAUACACGAAAAUUCAACACAAGCCGAGGGCAAUGAGGAACGUCUAUCUUGGACCCAGCACAGCAAACUUCACCAAUCACUACCACUUCUCAACAAGGCACCUCGGCCACAACUGCCGUCUGCCCAAAAAACCUGGCUCGUGGGUGUCGCCAUGGCCCCAGCCCUGGGCAUCUCCCAGUCUUUCACAAAUGUGGGAUCUGGCCAGCACUCGUGGUUUACCGCGGCUUACGCUCUCACCGUUGGCGUCUUUGACUUGCCCUCAGCACGCCUAGGAGACACCUUCGGUCGUAAACCCGUCACCGUUCUCGGCUGUCUCUGGCGGUGGAACGGCACGGUGUACUUCUGCAUCUGCCGCGUCAUGCAAGGGAUCGGCCCGGCCCUCUGUAUCUCCAAUGGCUUCACUACUCUCGAGAUGACGUUGGUUCCAGGCCAGAAAAAGGAUAAGGCAAUCUCAAUCUUCAGUGCUUCCGCACCCGUGGGCUUCGCCCUUGGCACAGUCAUGUCGUCACUGUUCGCCCGCGGCGCUGCAUGGGAGUGGUCAUUCUUCGUUCUCGCCGCCGUCAGCGUCUCGGCCGGCGGGUUGGGACUGCUAGUGCUCCCCUGCCAAGCCCUCACGAAGAAACACUCUGGCAACAGCAUAUGGGUGCGGCUUGAUCUCUCUGGCACAGUCCGCGGCGCCAGCGGUCUCAUGCAUUUCAGCCUUUCAUGUAAUCAGGCUCCGGCCGUGGCUUGGCAAACCCCCUACUGCUACUUCUUCCUCAUCGUAGGCGCCAUGUUCUUCGCAGCAUUCACCUACAACGAAACAGUGGUCGUAAACCCAUUACUUCCCCUGAACACCAUAGGCUCGGUGACGAAUCUGAUACUAACUUGCACGGCAGCGGUCUGGGGUUGUUUCGCCAUCUGGGCGUUUUAUACCUUUCAGCUCCUAGUGCUGCUGCGCGAGUGGAACUCGCUCAUGGCCAGUACCAGCCCUGUGUACUGGGCAUCUUUCGUGGCCGUCUUGUCUUUGCUGCUGGCGUCUAUCCUGAUGGCUACGGCACCGCCUGAGCAGACGCACUGGGCCAACGCCUUCGUCAGCAGCUUGCUUGCGCCUUUGGAAAUGGUCGUGGCAAGCCCCCUUGCGACGACUAUGUUGCGGGAGAAUCUGCCAGAGGAGCAGAAAAGAAUCGCAAGCAGUGUGGUCUUGGCCAGAUCGAGCUACGCCAUAUCGUUUUUCAUGGGAAUAGCGAGUUCGGUCGAGGUUCAAGUAAAUCAGGGUGGCUCGGAUGUCUUGUCAGGAUGCAGAGGAGCGCAAUAUUCUGGUGUAGGUCUCGGAAGUCUGAGAGUCUUGCUGGUAACGGCGAUCACGCUUCAAGCCGUAUUUGUCAGGGGCUCAUGAG